Phragmites australis (common reed) is the source of this 1106-nucleotide messenger RNA. RefSeq names its product zinc finger protein 7-like. Lineage: Eukaryota; Viridiplantae; Streptophyta; Magnoliopsida; Poales; Poaceae. The record is from RefSeq and is a predicted model, not a curated record. The transcript has a single exon. The coding region runs from base 241 to 786 and encodes 181 amino acids.
AGAUAGAUAUCCACUAACUCCAAACAAAGUUCUUUACCACGAGAUUCCUCACAAAGACACUCCACAAACCUCAAUUAUUACCCCCCAAAGAAAAAUCCCUGCCCCUUCCUACUCCUACCUCGUCCUCCUUUAUAAAAGAAACUGCAAACGGGUUUCGGUGCACCAUACAUGAGCUGCGACCUAAAGCAAGAACAGGUUGCAAACCUAGAACAAAAGCCAAAAACACUUGCAUGGUAGGAGAUGGAGCAGGCAGAUGAGGCAUCAGUGAACAAGGAGAGCUCAGAGCAGCUUACCAGUGAGCAAGAUGAUGGCACGACAUGGCUGAGCCUCACGCUUGGCGCCAACGGAUCACCGGAAGCGGCAGUAAGCUGCUCCGGGUCUGAGCCCAAGCCUUCUGCUCCACACAAGGUGUUCUCCUGUAACUUCUGCAUGAGGAAGUUCUUCAGCUCGCAGGCGCUGGGUGGGCACCAGAACGCCCACAAGCGGGAGCGCAGCGCCGCGAAGCGCUCCUACCUUGCUCAGAGGAUGAUCAUGGGGCUGCCACUCGAGGCGCACGCCGCCUUUAUGCACUCCCUGAGAGUCAACCCGAGCUCGGUGAUUCAGAAGACAAGCCAGCAAGCGCAGAUCAGGACGGGAGCAAGAUUCCAUGAAGGUGGCAUGACUUGGGGGGCGAUUUCCUUCGAGGAGGUACCGAAUUCGGCAUGGCCUGGGAGUUUCAGGUUAAGAACGCAACCUUCAGAGAAACCAUUAGAACAAAGUAAGAUAGACUUGAACCUCAGGCUUUGAUAGGUUGGUGUACCUAAUUUGACCAGUGCAUAAGCUCCUCAAGUUUAUCUGCUGAAUAAAUUGGUUUGAAGAUGUGAUAAGGUUCCAGCUCAUCAUCAGAUAAAAAAUCAUAUGGUGGUACUGAAUUUUGAAGAUACUAUUGUUCUUUGUGAAUUCAUAGUUGAAUUAUUUGAUGGUAUUGCAAUGAAAUGCUCCUGUAGCUAGAAACUUUAUUUAGUCCGGUUGACAUCAGUUUAAAGAACCCAUGUUCGGCACUUCCUAUUAACAGCAUGUAUCAUAUCCUCAUCAAUUUUAUGCCAUGUCACUUUUUGUUUCCAUUA